AUGUCAGACAACCAAGAACUGACUGAUUCCACUGCUAAUGGUGUCAACUCGUUACCCAUGAAUGACCACGAGAGAAUUAGGCGCACAAAGAUUAUGAACUCUUUGGACAAUCUUGACUACUUAAUGUUGAUUGCGGCUCAACAAAAGAAAUCCAUAGCUCAAGUUACUUACGAAUUGAAACUUCAAUUAAUACAUGGUGGUUAG
Molecule: messenger RNA, 204 nt
Organism: Lodderomyces parapsilosis
Lineage: Eukaryota; Fungi; Ascomycota; Pichiomycetes; Serinales; Debaryomycetaceae
Exons: 1
Coding region: 1-204 (67 amino acids)
Source: RefSeq, a predicted model, not a curated record